GUCGCGUAAGCCCUUGACGUCAGCAUAACAACAACCUGUCAUGACAACUCGUAUAUGGGAAAAAAUAAUCGGUUAAGAUUUGAUAUCAAAUUAUAUAAAAUCCGUUUAAUCUGUAUGUGACACCGCCUCUAUAAGUGUGUGAGAUCCAGGAGGGACAGGGCAUUCUUGAACCUGUCAGUUAGCCAGCCGAAGAGACGGGGAACAGGAUAGGGAAGCAGGGCGAGGCGGGCCCCGCGGAGCCGGCGGAGAAAAUGGCCGGCAGCCCGGAGAAGAGUUCCACCGCUCAGGAGCUGAAAGAACAGGGGAACCGGCUGUUCCUCUGCCGCAAGUACCAGGAGGCUGCUACAUGCUACAGCAAAGCCAUUAACCGUAAUCCAUCUGUGGCAGUGUACUACACCAACAGAGCUCUCUGCCAUGUGAAGCUGCAGCAGCAUGACAAGGCUCUGGCAGACUGUAAGCAUGCACUGGAGCUUGACAGCCAGUCAGUCAAGGCCCACUUUUUUUUGGGCCAGUGUCACCUGGAGCUGGAGAACUACGAUGAGGCCAUUGGCAACCUGCAGAAAGCAUAUAACCUGGCAAAAGAACAGAGGCUGAAUUUUGGAGAUGACAUCCCUAGCGCCUUGCGCAUUGCCAAGAAGAAACGCUGGAACAGCAUUGAGGAGAAGCGCAUCAACCAGGAGAAUGAGUUGCAUGCUUAUUUGACCAAACUCAUUCUGGCUGAGAAGGAAAGAGAACUAGAAGAAUACAAAGAAAAACAGGACGACAAUCAAAAUGGAGGCGAUACUGCCAAGAUUGCAUCAAAACACGACAAGUAUCUGAUGGACAUGGACGAGCUCUUCUCGCAAGUUGAUGAGAAAAGAAAAAAGCGGGAGAUACCAGAUUACCUGUGUGGGAAGAUCAGUUUUGAGCUGAUGAGGGAGCCCUGCAUCACACCCAGUGGAAUCACCUAUGAUCGCAAGGACAUUGAAGAGCACCUACAGCGAGUGGGUCAUUUUGACCCCGUCACCAGGAGUCCCCUGACCCAGGAUCAGCUGAUCCCGAACCUGGCCAUGAAGGAAGUCAUCGAUGCCUUUAUCCAGGAGAACGGCUGGGUGGAGGACUACUGAAGGGACAGCCACCUCCCAUUUCUCCAUCUUACCCCCCGAUACUCGACACAAAGCCUGGACAACACAAGACUUUAGAGAACAGAUCACCCCUUGCCUGGAUAUGUACUUAACACAAGCGGGAAAAGCCACACUAUGGACGACCAAAUGGGAGCCAUGUAUCUCGGUCUGCCUCUCCUCCCCACAUUUCAUCUUUGCUGUAAAACUUCCUGCUCCAACUCUCUGAGGCUCGGUGUUCAUGGCCUGCUGCUCCCUUUAAAACCCCUUUUCAUUCUGCUUUUUCUGUACCUUCCCUCGUAACUCUUUAUCCUCUUCCUCUCUGUCAUGCUGUUUCUAGUCUCUAAGCUUGACUCCUUUCUUUACUCAAAAUAAGGGGCCAUGUUCUCAGGUCUCUUCUUGCCCCCCCCUCCCUCUCCCUCUCUCAUUCUCUCUUUCAUUCUCUUUCUCUGAGUGCCACAAUCCUUGGAAAGCAUCAGCAUUGCACUCCAGUGUUUCACAGAUACCACCAAUUGAAAAAAAUCUACAUUUUGGUGGUAGAAUUCAUUAAGACUUUGGCCUUUUAUUUGGCGUUUACUCCAGUGUUUCAUAAUUUUUUCUUUUAAGUGUGGAGCAUUUGCUGACUUCUUAAUGUACAUUUGCUGAAGUGGUAACUAAAAUGCCAAAACCCUAUUCUCAACAAGGGUCAGUAGUUUGUAUGCAAGUUUUACAUGAUAAUGAUUGAAAUAUAGUAAACGGUAAAGUGUGUCACUGAGCAUUUUAACCUGAGUCAACUGGCAUGAAUGUGGCGCUGCAAACAUGCCCAACCAUGUCACCAUACUGUAAGACUGAGUAGAUUAUGUUUUGUUUUUUUUCUUCGCAUAUCAAUUACAUCCCUUUCAGACAAUUGAGCUAAGUUGAAUGUAUGCAUAAUAUACUCUUUAGGUUUGACCUACUGUAAUUCAAAAUGUUUUUUAUCAGGACAAUGUAAGGAUUUCAUGAAAACCAGCCUCGAACUGGAUACAGAUAAUGAAUGGAAAUGACUGCUACAUACAAAAAAAAAAGUUUUGACAUUGCUGGAUAUCAAUCGAAAAUGUUGAAAUGAAUUGUGAUAGAUGACAUCAGCUGUUCGGGUUGAUGCAAAAAUCUACUUUGAAGAAUGAUCUGUGCUGUCUGUGUCGUUCGUAGAAACAAAAAAUGUGCUCGGACAUUGUGUUUGGCUGGUGCUGUUUGUCUGCAAAUGACGGUGGACGCUCACAUCAAGCAUGAAGUGAAUUAUCUUUUCUGUUGCAAAAACAAGAGGAUGGUCGUUAUUUUCCUCACCAUUUUGCUGUUAAUUUUAUGCACCUUCUCCCAGUGUCACAGUUAUAAAGACAAUGGUUGCAACAGCUUAUGUAAACAAGUCAUCAGUGUGAAACUAACUUUUUAAGUUUUGGAAUUUCCCCGUUAGAAGGAUUUGAGGUUCACUAGCAUCACUGUACCAACCUCCUCUGUCACAAAUGCUGGAAGAGUUGCGACCAUCUUAUCUCAUCCAUACCUCAGUCCAAAUUUUUUGCAUGCUGGUUCGCUGGCAUUCUCUGUACAACACAUUCUCAGUUCCGUGCUCUUAGUUUACAGGUAUUUCUGCUGAAUGUGCGUCUAUGGUGAAUUAGGCCUGUUGGUGGUUCGUGUUGGGGUGCAGGCAGUGUAAAUAAUUUGCUGGUGUAUCUCAGAUUUUAUUUCUUGACAAAAUAGGGUUCUUUUUUUUUUUCUUGAGAAAUCCUAGAGCUUGAGAAACUGUAUUAAAUGUAGAUAUGUUGAUAACAUAAAUGCCUGGUUCAGUUUUCAUUUGUCCCGAUUAAACCAUGAACUUUGAGUUUUUUGUGGUGUUUCUGACAUUAGAUCAUCAUUAAAGAGAUACCAAGUA
Messenger RNA from Seriola aureovittata, 2985 nucleotides. RefSeq names its product STIP1 homology and U-Box containing protein 1 (gene stub1). Bases 252 to 1106 code for a protein of 284 amino acids. Gene Ontology annotation, biological process: protein polyubiquitination; positive regulation of proteolysis; protein quality control for misfolded or incompletely synthesized proteins. Gene Ontology annotation, cellular component: cytoplasm; Z disc. Lineage: Eukaryota; Metazoa; Chordata; Actinopteri; Carangiformes; Carangidae. The record is from RefSeq and is a predicted model, not a curated record. Gene Ontology annotation, molecular function: ubiquitin protein ligase activity; protein-folding chaperone binding. The transcript is spliced from 8 exons.